CGAGCCGAAUGCGGUCCCGUGAGCCGGCCGGAGGCAAACCGGAUUGGGAGCAGCGCCCUCUGGUGGACGCCAUCAGGUACGAGUCAGAUGACGAACCAAGAGUGGAAAACUGACGAGAACGGGAAACGGAUAUGUGUGUGUGUGUGUGUGUGUGUGUGUGUGUGUUAGGCUGUGCCAGAGUGCGUGUAUUUUUCUUGCAGCACCUCUGCACCAAAACAGCAGCACGGCACCUCCCGUUCACAUGGAACACACACACACACACACACACACACACACACACACACACACACACACACACACACACAGCUGCAACCUUCUCCAUCUUCAUCGCUUGGUCUCCUCCGUGCCUUUUUUUUUUGGUUCUUUUUUUAUGAAUGCCGCUUCGUUUCAUUGACAAACAGAAGGACUGGGAGGGGCGAGGAGCGGCUGUGUGUGUGUGCAUGGGGGUGGGUUCACUGCAGCUGCGCAAAAUCUUCAUCUCUCACACACACACAUACGAAAACUUGCUCACUCACAGAGAUGGGCGCGCGCUCGUUCGCGUACACACCCACCCAUCAAUCGAGUAAAAAACUCGCUGAGAGGCGUCGCCGAGGCGAGGGGGGGGGUGAGAGGAGCCAUGCGCGGGGGUCGUCGGGGGUCCUUCGCAGAUUGGCGAAGCGCGCCAAUGGACUCGAAGACGCGCGCCGACGCAUCGCGGCGGUGAACGCCUCACCCCCCCUCCCCCCCCACGACAUGUCGCGCGCGGCGGCCAUCGCCAGCUCGCUGAUGCGCCAGAAGCGGCAAGCGCGGGAACGCGAGAAGGCGAGCGCGUGCCUCGGCGGCGACGCCGCCAACGACGGCGCCGACGGCAAACUGAACGUGUUCGCGCGCGUCAACUUGUUUGGCGCCCGCAAGAAGAGGAAGCGGAGGAGGCCGCCAGAGCCGCAGCUGAAGGGCAUCGUGACGCGACUGGCCAGUCGGCAGGGCUUCCAGCUGCAGCUUCAGCCCGACGGCACCAUCGACGGAACCAAAGAAGACGACGCCGCCUACGCUGUGUUCAAUCUGAUCCCCGUGGGACUUCGUGUGGUCGCCAUCCAGGGCGUCCAAACCAAACUGUACUUGGCCAUGAACUGCGAGGGCUUCCUCUACACCUCUGAACACUUCACGGCUGAGUGCAAGUUCAAGGAGUCGGUGUUCGAGAACUACUACGUGACCUACUCGUCCAUGCUGUACCGGCAGCAGGCGUCGGGCCGCUCGUGGUACCUGGGCCUCAACAAGGAGGGCGCCGUCAUGAAGGGCAACCACGUCAAGAAGAACAAGGCGGCCGCGCACUUCAUUCCCAAACCGCUCAAAGUGGCCAUGUACAGAGAGCCGUCCCUUCACGACCUGACGGAGUUGUCGCGCUCAAGCAGCGGCACGCCGACCAAAAGUCGCAGCGCUUCGGCUCUGCUCAACGGAGGGAAGUCGGCGAGCAACGACGACCUGUCCUAGCCCACCCGACUCUCACACAACCACACACAUGCAUCUACAUCCUCUGUUCUUGUGUUUACCGUGCCCCAUCUUGCCGGCGAGAAACUAUGUUGAAGUCAGUUGAGGAGCUUCGUUUCCACAAAAAGUCGCGCCGCGCUGGCAACGAGACAGCUUUUAUGGACGAGUCGCUCUUUUUGUGCGCAUCACGCACCAUCCUGGUGCCGAGGAACGACGGCAAAGUCAUUCGAGGUGUGAAUUUGGCUGACAUCCGCAGGCAAUCAGAAACCUUUUGGAAAGGGGAGGGGGGCGAUUCGCCACUUUUGGGGUGUGAGCGCCCACCGAUUGUUCGUUUUUUUUUUGC
Messenger RNA from Hippocampus comes (tiger tail seahorse), 1810 nucleotides. RefSeq names its product fibroblast growth factor 13-like. Lineage: Eukaryota; Metazoa; Chordata; Actinopteri; Syngnathiformes; Syngnathidae. The transcript has 6 exons. Gene Ontology annotation, molecular function: growth factor activity. The record is from RefSeq and is a predicted model, not a curated record. Bases 520 to 1470 code for a protein of 316 amino acids.